AUGGAUUACGAAGUUUCUAAUAGCAGGCACAUGAUCAACCCUUAUACCGGCCAUCUAGGACCUGGUCUUUUGAAUUAUCCACAACACUUCGCGUUUUCCCAGUCCCCCGCUUUUAGUGAUGUUUCCAUUCCUUUGGAUGAUUUGUGUCGUUCCCAAUCAGCACCUCCGUGCCUGGCGCAAGGAGAUAAUCUUUUCAACUCCCCCCUUUCCAUCCCUCAGUUAUUUUCUAAUUGCGACGUAUUCUCAUUGGCUUCUUCGACACACAGUGGCGUCCAUUCUUCAUCAAAGGAACAUAUUCCUCGCCCACCGAACGCAUUCAUGCUCUACCGUUCACAUAUGCUCAAGACCCGGGGUAAUGCUGACCCUGAGAAGCGUCAGCAGAAUCUCAGCCGCAUAGCAGGGCAGCUUUGGAGAGCUAUGAGCAAAGAAGACAGAGCCGUGUGGCAUACGAAGGCAGCGGAAGUCCAAGCUGCUCAUUAUGCGAAGUAUCCUGGCUACAAAUUCAAGCCCAACCGCAAGAGUGCUAAGUCGGCCAAGAAUUUUCAAAACGGCGCUUACUACCCGAAGCCUACUGAACAGCUCUGUGCGGAGUCAUCCAUAGGCCCAGUGAGACGCGUUCGUUCGUCCAGGGUCCACCCUCAGGGCGUUACGCGUGAUGAUCUCCUCGGUGCGUUAAAAAAGCAGUUUCCAUCAGCUUUCUCGUCCCCUGCUGGGCUCUCCCCUCUGCAUUUUCCACCUAUCCUUCCAAACUUUGUUGUACCAGAGAGAACGCAUGGUAGCGAACAGCCGAACGCCACGCUGUCCCUUCCUCAGUCUCAGUGCACGAAUGCGCUUGGUUUGGAAUUGAGCUCAUCACAGCCUACUACGCCAAGAUCAGGACUCGCUGAAAUGCUCUCUGGUUUAGAUCUUGACGCCACGCCAACUGCAACAACUUUCGAACGGAACCGUGACAUACCCCAGCCCGAUGUUUCUAUGUCCCAAGAUGACGUAUUUCUUGGAAUGGAGCAACUGCGUCUUCCACACAAUUCAAUGGAUUAUGACGUUAACCGUCUGUCUCCACUACUUCAUGGAUCGAUGGAUGGAUAUCAGCCGUCAGGCCAAUCCUUUUCGUGCUCGGACGCUUUCAGUGGGGCUCCAUCGUACACCUCUGAUUCAAUGUUGUCUGACUUUAGGUGUGCUCUCUCAAUGCCACUCGAUCAUGAAAGUGAAGAAUGGAACAACAACUCGUGGAUGCUUGACAUGGAUAAGAAUUUAAAUAUUUAG
Molecule: messenger RNA, 1263 nt
Organism: Suillus bovinus
Lineage: Eukaryota; Fungi; Basidiomycota; Agaricomycetes; Boletales; Suillaceae
Exons: 3
Coding region: 1-1263 (420 amino acids)
Biological process (GO): regulation of transcription by RNA polymerase II
Cellular component (GO): nucleus
Molecular function (GO): RNA polymerase II cis-regulatory region sequence-specific DNA binding; DNA-binding transcription factor activity, RNA polymerase II-specific
Source: RefSeq, a predicted model, not a curated record